This is a messenger RNA of Alnus glutinosa, 1335 nucleotides long. RefSeq names its product syntaxin-81. Gene Ontology annotation, cellular component: SNARE complex; endoplasmic reticulum; membrane. Lineage: Eukaryota; Viridiplantae; Streptophyta; Magnoliopsida; Fagales; Betulaceae. Bases 323 to 1255 code for a protein of 310 amino acids. Gene Ontology annotation, biological process: retrograde vesicle-mediated transport, Golgi to endoplasmic reticulum. The record is from RefSeq and is a predicted model, not a curated record. The transcript has 8 exons.
GAUCCGCGCACGAGACACCCCUGUCUUCAGCAAGCCCUUCCCCAUUUUCAUUUCUCUGCAACUAACCGAGAGAGAGAGAGAGAGAGGGAGAGAGAGAGGCGCGGUUGAAUCGCGGUCGAGGCACGAACUGGCCACCGUCAGGGGUGGAGGAGCAACGCCUGGGCUGGUGGGUCACGGGACCGACGCCGGCGAGCUCAGAACCACUCGAUUUGGGCUCCUGUGUUUUUCUCAGUACCAAACGGGAGGAGCUUGAUCUGUAGUGUGCUUUUGGGUUCUGUUGAAGCUUUUAGAGGAUUUGUUCUGAGGUGGUUGAUGGUAAAGAAUGACAAGAAUCAGAGAUAGGUCUGAGGAUUUUAAGGAUGCUGUGCGGCAGGCUGCUCUUUCUUUGGGAUAUAAUGAGACGAAAUUGGCAGCCAUUUUGGCAUCUUUCAUAAUUCAUAAACCUCGGCAAAGGUCAUCUUUCAGCAAAGCCGCACUGAAGACGCUCGAAAGCAUCGAAGCUUUGGAACAGUUUAUGUUGAAACAUCGGAAGGAUUAUGUUGAUCUUCAUCGCACUACUGAACAGGAGAGAGAUAGCAUUGAAAAUGAAGUUAGUGCUUUCAUUAAAGCAUGCAAGGAACAAAUUGAUAUUUUAAAAGAUAACAUAAACAAUGAAGAAUCAAACUCAAAGGGGUGGCUUGGCACAAGGGCAGAUAAUUCUAAUGCUGAUACUGUAGCGCACAAACAUGGUGUGGUUUUGAUAUUAAGUGAGAGACUUCAUUCAGUCACAACACAAUUUGAUCAGCUAAGAGCCAUACGCUUCCAAGAUGCCAUUAAUAAAGCAAUGCCUAGAAGAAAACUUAACCGUAAUGCCAACGCAAAUUUUGAAGAUACCUCUAAAUCACCUACGUCACAGCUCAGGGAGCUCGAUGAGUUUCAACAUGAUCCUGUAAGAGUACAGCAGCAGCAGCUUUUGGAUGAUGAAACGCGUGCCCUUCAGGUAGAGUUGAGUAGUCUUCUUGAUGCCGUUCAAGAAACUGAAACAAAGAUGGUGGAAAUGUCGGCAUUGAAUCACCUUGUGUCCACGCAUGUUCUGCAACAAGCUCAACAAAUAGAAUUUCUGUAUGAGCAGGCAGUAGAAGCUACAAAAAAUGUAGAGCUAGGUAACAAAGAGUUAACCCAAGCUAUCCAGCGGAAUAGCAGCAGCAGGACCUUUCUUAUGCUUUUUCUCUUUGUACUUACCUUCUCUAUCGUCUUUCUUGAUUGGUAUAGUUGAGUCAUGUCAUUUUAAUACUGUAAGAACAAAUAAUAUUUGGCUUUUCAAGCUUGCUAAUCUUAUGAGCAUCUAUUGAUUUA